UUCAUUGAUCUCUAUCUGAGAUUUCAUUUCUUAGUGUAUAGUAGUCUAGGGAGUCUCCCCCAACAAGGAGACGGGCAUAUGUCGUCUGUAACUAGCCUAGGUGCGGAAGAAGAAGCCAUUCCGCCAAACUCAAGCUCCAUCUCCCCGAGGAGUCCCCCCCAGUACGGUCUUCUGUGCUUUCCCGGGCAACAUUGCCAAAAUCUGACGGCGCACGCAAAAUGCAAACGAUUAAGUGCCGCAUUAGAGAUGCCUAAUAGCUCAGACUCGAGACAGAGCAGGCCAAGGUCUUCGCACUCGCCCCUCGAAACGGUCAGCUAUUCUGCUGUCCAUCCCGAGCUAGCCACUGCCAAUAGCAUCCUACACCAACAAUGGGGAGCAACUCCCACCCAUUAA
This is a messenger RNA of Periconia digitata, 393 nucleotides long. The record is from the annotation of a GenBank genome assembly. NCBI's taxonomy places the organism in Eukaryota, Fungi, Ascomycota, Dothideomycetes, Pleosporales, Periconiaceae.